Molecule: messenger RNA, 315 nt
Organism: Tremella mesenterica DSM 1558
Lineage: Eukaryota; Fungi; Basidiomycota; Tremellomycetes; Tremellales; Tremellaceae
Exons: 5
Coding region: 1-315 (104 amino acids)
Source: RefSeq, a predicted model, not a curated record
AUGGUACGAGACUCUUUCAUGGACACAACAAAAGGGAAUCCCGUGGUGAUCUGCAUGGGUAUCGUUCGAGCGACCGAACCCGUUGGUCGUACUCCCUCUAGUGGUCCGCCUCCGGUGGCCGGUGGAGCAGAGCAGAGUUACAUUGCGACUCGUGCAUGGGGGGAGUUGGAAGGAUUUGUGCAUAACAUGAAGAAGACGGGUAAAUCGAGGGGUUGUUCGUCCAAGACUCCUGAUUGGCGAAUUUCAUGUUGGAUGAGGAUGAGGAUGACGAGAACGAGGAUUCAAGGUUGUAUGAUUUCGAUUUUCGAGAUGUAA